Molecule: messenger RNA, 2418 nt
Organism: Xenopus laevis (African clawed frog)
Lineage: Eukaryota; Metazoa; Chordata; Amphibia; Anura; Pipidae
Gene: ikbkg.L
Product: inhibitor of nuclear factor kappa B kinase subunit gamma L homeolog
Exons: 14
Coding region: 193-1833 (546 amino acids)
Biological process (GO): positive regulation of canonical NF-kappaB signal transduction; regulation of canonical NF-kappaB signal transduction
Cellular component (GO): nucleus; IkappaB kinase complex; cytoplasm
Molecular function (GO): protein serine/threonine kinase activity; ATP binding; K63-linked polyubiquitin modification-dependent protein binding
Source: RefSeq, a predicted model, not a curated record
UGGUUUUUUUUUCUGAUCCAAUCCAAUCAGCCAAUGCUCCAUUUCCGGUUUAGCGACGCUGCCCCACUUCCGACGUUGCUGUCAAACAUUGUGAAGCCUCAUUUCCUGGGGCGGAGGAUCUGCGGAAGAGCAAACCCGGAAGCGAUACAAAAACAAUUAGGUGAAUAGACUGACGAGAUUGGGCUGCAGUGAAUGAAUGCGCAAGCGCAGACAGCGGAAAUGGUGCAGCCCACUGAGAACCCCGCCACCGACUACAACCUGUGUGAGGGGGUUACAGGGGACACAUCCCUGGGGAAACCUGAAGUUCUUCCUCCUGAACUGACCAAUAACGAAGCCUUUCAGCGGAUAUGGGCGGAAAACCAUGACCUCAGAGGUGCUCUAGAGCAGAGCAACAAGAUGUUACGCAAAGGUCACAGUGAGCUGCUGGAGUUUCAGGAAUCCCAGAGAAAGGAGAGAGAGUUCAUCACGUACAAGUUUGGCGAGGCUCGGAACCUGGUGCUGAGACUUACAAGCGAACGCAACUCCCUGCAGUGUCAGCUGGAGGAAGCCAUGAAGCAGGCAGCAGAGAUUCAAGAGACUCCAGAGCAGAGGCAGUCCGAGAAUACUAUAUUGACUGACCAGAGACUUCAGAGGAAAGCAUAUGGUGAACAGGAUUACGCCACCCCAGGGAGCUCUUUGUCCUCAUGUGAAACCCUGACCCACAGUACCUGUGAGACAAUCAGGCAGAUUGUGCCAGAUGACGAGGGGCCAGCCCGAAACAAGCAGAAAGAACCUGUUAACAGGGAAGUUUGUACAGAAAGUGAAACCCUGCAAGGAACUGUGGACCGGAACCAUAGAACAGAGCAAGAAUUCCAGAAGAAACUGCAAGAAGCUGAAGCCAGGAAUACUCAGUUCCUGCAGCAGAUUGCAGACCUGCAAGAGGAAGUGUCUAAGCUUAGGCACCAGGUGGUUGAAAAAGGGGAGGAAUCGCAAAAGCAACUGCAAAGCCUGCAAGCACAGCUGGAGCAACUGUCUGAUGAAAGGAAUUCAGUGAAAGCCCAGGUGACUUCUCUAUUGGGGGAGCUAAAAGAGAGUCAGACAAGUCUGGAGAUCUGCCUGCAGGAAAAGAGAAAAGUGGAGGACAGCCUCCGUAACACCCUGGAGGAGAAGAAGGUGUGGGAAGCACAAGUGAAGCAACAGGUUGUGCAACUGGACCAACGAAUGAUGCAAGCGCAGAAUCUGGAAACGGCACUGAAAGUGGAGAGGCAAAAUGCCACAGACGAGAAGAGGAAACUGGCACAACUUCAGGUGGCCUAUCACAAGCUCUUCCAGGAAUACGACACACACAUCAAAUUAAGCAUGCAGCAGGAGAAGCACACCAAGGGAGUGGACAUGCAGAUCCAGGAGUUGAAGCAGCAGCUUCAAGAGGCGGAAGAAGCUCUAGUUGCCAAACAAGAACUGAUAGAUAAAUUAAAGGACGAGGCAGAGAAGCAGAGGGCUGAUUUAGACACCGUACCAGUGCUGAAAGCCCAGGUGGAGAUAUACCGGGCAGACUUUCUAGCUGAGCGAAAAGCACGAGAGAAGCUGCACGCAGAGAAGGAGAGGCUGCAGGAACAGUUGAAUGAGCUACUGCGAGAAAGGUUGAGCAAUAGGGCAAUGAUUGAUGAGAUGAGGAACAGGCACUCAGAUACCCUACGUCCCACCUUGCCCCAUGGCCCAUCCCUGUACCCUCUUCCAUCCGCCAUGCCCUUCCAACCCGAGGUAGAACCUCCAGACUUCAGCUGCCCCAAGUGCUUUUACAAAGCACCAGAUAUGGACACCCUACAGAUACACGUUAUGGAUUGUAUACAGUAACUCUUGAGAACACUAUGGACUGGACAUUGGGAUUAGACCCUACAAUGCAAACUGAAUCCUGCUGACAUCUGUUUUAUUAACCACUCAUAAGAACCUGUAGUUGGAUAUUGCCUCUGUAUAUAAAUGAUUUUUCUAAGUCUGGCUACCACAGGAAAACUUAGAUUGGAAAGAUAAAAAGGUCCAUGGCACACCAGCUGGUGUAGAUUUUGUUGAAUAAGAUCAAAAGCCUGUCUUUUUGCCCUUUUAUGGUGUAAUGUGAACAAUGAAUGUUUUUAAAUAUGCUCUCUAGUUAAAAACCCUACCCAUGAAUUCAUCUCUGCUCACAAACCUUGUAAUGGGUCAGUACUGAAGUAGUUGGUCAGCCAGUUUAUUGCGACUCAAAAACAAACAUGGCUGCCCAUUUUCAAUGCCGGCCCAAAACGUAUGCUCUUUUGCACUGUAUCUGUAUUGAAGUGUCACAUUGUUAGUAACACAGAUGUUAUGUGCCUUUUAUUGUAAAUAUCAUUUCAAAUCUGCUAAUGUUAAAGAGAAGACAAGAGUCUUCAGCUGGUGUUUUUUUAUGAACAAUAAAUCUGAAUACUGUAA